This is a messenger RNA of Erigeron canadensis, 761 nucleotides long. Its product is annotated as heat shock 22 kDa protein, mitochondrial-like. The transcript has 2 exons. NCBI's taxonomy places the organism in Eukaryota, Viridiplantae, Streptophyta, Magnoliopsida, Asterales, Asteraceae. Bases 12 to 623 code for a protein of 203 amino acids. The record is from RefSeq and is a predicted model, not a curated record.
CCUAACCGGAGAUGUCGUCGUCAAAGUUACUCGCUUCCAAGAUGUUACUCACCAGAUGCGCUAUGGCCCACCACCACCCACGUCCAACAAUAACAGCAACUGGGGUUGCAGCAGCGAAUCGUUUUUUCAACACCCACGCUGUCCAGGAUGAAAAAAUCGAUGGCGGUGGUACUAAUAAUAAUAAAUCAUCAUCUUUCUUCUAUGAUGGGUUGAUUAAUCGAUUCUCAACAACUAGGAGGCUAAGCCGGUUUUACAAGAGGAGGUUUGAGCCAGUUCCGUCGAGUGUUAUGGUUCGGCCAAGGUGUUAUGAAACCAACGAAAGUCUCCAGGUUUUUAUUGACGUUCCUGGAAUGGCGGUUGAAAACAUGAAGAUCUCUGUUGAAAACAAUAAUGCGGUGUUGAUCGUAGGUGAAGGGGAUGACCACUUUGAAGCUAUACACAAGUUUAGAAAAUAUAUAUGCUAUAUUGAUUUACCAGAUGUCGAUUCACCCGAUAAGACCUACUCCACCCGUGGUAUCAAGGCAGAGAUGAAGUUCAAUAGUGGCCAAGUUGCUUUAACUAUCCCCAAGUUGAAACCGGAUGAAAUCGCCUUCAAUGUUAACAUCAAUCCUAUUAUUAUGUAAUAUAUGCAUGCUUGCCUUAAGCUUGGAGUAAAAUAAGUAUUAGUUAUUCGACGUUAAUUAAACUCAUCAUAUGUGUGCUUUAGGUCUACAUCUCUGUUUUAUCUUCAAUUCAUCCACAACUUUUGUUCUGGUUUUGAA